This is a messenger RNA of Columba livia (rock pigeon), 784 nucleotides long. RefSeq names its product avidin-like. The transcript is spliced from 4 exons. NCBI's taxonomy places the organism in Eukaryota, Metazoa, Chordata, Aves, Columbiformes, Columbidae. The coding region runs from base 78 to 680 and encodes 200 amino acids. The record is from RefSeq and is a predicted model, not a curated record. Gene Ontology annotation, molecular function: biotin binding.
AUGACAGAGCAGACACAUCGGCAGGGCACUACGAGGAGCAGAUCCCUGUGUACGCCAGCUGUCUGCCUGCUGCAGAGAUGGUGCAAGUGACUCCCUUCCUCCUGGUGCUCAGCCUGGCCCUGGUGGCUCCCGGUUUCUCUGAGAGAAAGUGCGUGCUGAAAGGCUACUGGACCAACAACGAGAAACACACCCUGGUCAUCGGGCCUGUGGACCAACAAGGCAGAUUUAACGGGAAGUACAUCAUCGAUAAGCCAUAUCCGCUGAGGGGGUUCCAGCAUGGCACAAACCAGAAUAGCCAGAUAUUGGAACUGGAAUUCACCGUCUACUGGUCAUCAGGCUCCAAGACUAUUUUCAAAGGACAGUGUUUUGUGAAUAACUGCGGGAAUGAGGUUCUGAAGACUACUUGGGUCCUGAUGUCAUACGUGAACAAUGAAUGGAUACCAAUCAGGAGAGGCACCUAUGUCUUCACCCGCCUGGUCUCACAGAGGAAGGAUGACAUCGUGGCGGAUUUCAAUGUUGACGAAAACAACUGGGAUGCAGACGCACUCUCCUGCACCAAAAUGGGCCAGCACUCACAAGAGAAGUUUGGCAGUGCAGGGGAUUUUGAGACUGAUGGAAUUGCCUGGGAUGCAGACCCCAUCUCAGGCUCCACCAUCUCAGGCUCCACCACCUGCUUCUAAUAUACAAAUGCCAUCUGCUGUCCCACCACCUGCUUCUAAUAUGCUCACCCCAUGUCCUGCCCCACUACCCGCUUCCGAUAAUAAAGCUUUGCUGCAAACACCCA